Molecule: messenger RNA, 2460 nt
Organism: Cladocopium goreaui
Lineage: Eukaryota; Dinophyceae; Suessiales; Symbiodiniaceae
Source: the annotation of a GenBank genome assembly
GGGAUUUGCUACACCGAAAUGGUUGGGGCAAGUUCUUCGGCCAAGGAGCCCAACCGCCCACCGGCCUGGGACCAGGCUGAGGAGCUGGUAGCUUUGGACCGUCUGCGAUUCCAGCAUUUACACCGAGUGAUUUAUGCCCACAGGCAGCGAGUGGAAAAUGCGGAGUCCUACUAUGACGUCUUGGAGACAGAGCGGCAGGCGGAAGUCAUGCACGCGCGCACCGAAGCCAUGCGCAUUUCCAGGGCCAAGCGAAAAGAGGUGGCCGUGGACACGCUGAAGCGCGACAACCAACGAAUGGUGGAGCGCCUCUGCGUGGUGAUGCGCGAGUCCGAAAGUCGGCAACAUUCCCUGGCCUCAAAGCCUUCGAAGCCGCCCGGCUCUGCGCCGGCAGGCUCGUUGAACCUGAGCUAUCGAAAGAAAGCUGCUAGACAGAUAGAUCAGGACAACAAGGUCUUGUUGGAUCGGCUGAUUCGUAUCCGACCCACAGUGAACACUCGUGAGGAGCUGGAGUCUCGCUACCAGGUCUAUUCCUCUCUCGUGCACAGGCAUUCCAGAUUGCGACGCCCCUUGCACAAGGCAGAUGUCUUCAGGAUCCCCCCACCGCCCAUACGGCCGCCACGAAACUCGAAGCGGAAAGCGUUGGAGGCGAGACCGCGAGGUGCAAAGUGCUCUGGUUCCAAAGAAAAGGAGCCUUCUGCGAAGACAGCGGAGGCUUCUGGGCGGAAAUCAAGCACGCCCGAACCACUGAAGAGCGCCAAGCAGGCAGCUCGGACAGAGCUGGAAAAGGUGAAUCAAAAUGUCUUGCAGAAGAUCAAAAGCGAAAGUGAAGGACUGCCGGAGGUGUAUUCCCAAGAAUUUGAGAAUGAGGAUGAGUCCGUGAAGCCGGACAGGACCGAGACCCCGGAGCCGGUGCGGAAUGCCAAGCAGGUGGCACAUGCAGAACUGGAGAAGCUGGAACAGCAUGUGCUCGACAAGAUCCACAGCGAAGCAAAGCCUCAACAAGGCAACGUUGAAGGUGAAGAUGGCGAGUCUGAAAACUACUCAGACUUUGAGAGCGAGGAUGAUCAGCUCCCAAAGGCAAAGAGCAAAGUUCAGCCUUCGCCUGCUCUGGAAGAAAGUGAGGAGUAUGAGGAUGACUAUGAAGCCGAUGAUUACAGCGACGCCUUUGAGGCAGACGACGAUUCCUCGCAUCUGUCGUCCCCCAGGCUCUCUCCCAAGAAGCCGGCCAUGGCAAGCACCCGAGAGGAGGCCAGUGAUGAGGAACUGGAGCCGGUGGAGCCAAUGAAACCAGAGCCGGUGGAGCCAAUCAGGGUGGAGGGAGAAGCAGCUCAGAGUGAGGACUUUGAAGAUGAAUUUGAAGCUGAGUCUGACCGACCUGGAUCUCAAGGAUCACAGGCUUCACCUGAUGAGUUUGAGCCCAUGGAUGCCAUGGAUGCCAUGGAUCGGAUCGGAUCUGAUCCAGUUGAUAAUGUGCCCUCCAUCAGAUCUGAUGGAACAGGCGGUCCAGCUCACAGUGAUGAAGUUGCGAUUCAAGCUUUGAAUGAGCAUGUUACUGCAGCUGCCAGUGAGAGGAGUACAGCUCAGAGUGAUGAAGCCGCAAUUCGACCCUUGAACGAGCAUGUGACUGCAGCUGCCAGUGAGAGGAGUAUAGCUCAGAGUGAUGAGGCUGCGGUUCGGGCUUUGAGUGAGCACGUGACUGCUGUAGCCAGCGAGAGGUCUAGGAACCAAGACUUCAAUCCACCUCCCACGAACCAGAAGACAACUGGGACAAAUGAAGCCAACGAGACAAAUGAAGCGAAUGAAGUAAAUGCGGAGGUGAACGAAGUCAAUGAGGCGAAGGAGGUGCAUCAGAUCAGCAGGGACUACUCUGACUUUGAGGCCAGUGAAUCCCAAUCUCCUGGAAAGGAUGGAGCCCGCGGCACCACUCCCACUGUCGGCACCGUCGCUAGUGCCACAGGUGCCACAGGUGCCACGAGUGCCACGGCAGCCACUGGGGCCACAGGUGCCACAGGUGCCACAGCUGUAGGAAUCACUGGUACCACCUCCAGCUCCAUCGGUAUCGGCGGUGCCGGUGGUGCGAGUGCUCCUAGUGCUGCUAGUGCUGCUAGUGCUGAGGUGGCACCACCCAAGGCAAUGCCUGGCAGGGGAUGGUCGGAGAAUUUCGAUGAUUUUGAGGAGGAUGGCAAUGAUGGCAAUGACAACCUGGGUAAUGAACCUGAAGAUAGUGGCUGGGAUCGCGAGCCACGUGGAGGCUCCCAUUUGCUUGAUGAUGGAAGUCCCAGUCGCAUGUUCGGCAGCAACGAUGAUGACAGCAUAAGGGAAGAUUCGGGAGAGUCCUUGAACUUCAAUGGAUGAUUCCUGAGGCGAGUAGGAUCGUUCUGGUCCUGGCCAUGCUGAGACACUUCAAAAGGUGUGCCCGCAGGGGCGAUUGCAACCCCUGGGAAGCUCGGCUUUCCUUCG